UUCUCCUGCUUUAGCCUCGGCCCUACAAAAUGGCGGCGGUGGCGGCGUCGCUUUGUUUCCGCGGCUCCUGCGGCGGUGACAGUGGUAGCGGCCUUUGAGCUGUGGGGAGGAUCCAGCACCAGCUACAGUGACUGCUAAGACUCCAGUGCAUUUCUAUCGUAAUCGGGUGCAGAGGCGCGCAUAUCGGCGCGCAAGUGUCGCAGAAGCCAACAAGGCGUUCAAGCGAAAACAUGACCGCUGAGCCCAUGAGAAUUCAGCUGUGAAUCCAUCAGGACCUGGGCUUUUCUUUGUUGUGAAAGCAAGUUGAAUACAUUGGUGCAGAAGCUUCAUGACUUCCUGGCACAUUCAUCAGAAGAGUCUGAAGAAACAAGUUCUCCUCCACGACUUGUGAUGAGCCAAAGCACAGAUAAAAUCAGCGGUUCUGGAAAUAACUCUGAUAUGAUGGAAAACAGCAAAGAAGAAGGAACUAGCUCUUCAGAAAAAUCUAAGUCAUCAGGAGUAUCACGAUCAAAAAGGAAACCUUCAAUUGUAACAAAGUAUAUAGAAUCAGAUGAUGAGAAACUUUUGGAUGAAACUGUAACUGAAGAUGCUUCUAAUGAAAACUCAGAAAAUGAUAUUACUAUGCAAAGCUUACCAAAAGGUACAGUGAUUGUACAACCAGAGCCAGUGCUGAAUGAAGACAAAGAUGAUUUUAAAGGGCCUGAAUUUAGAAGCAGAAGUAAAAUGAAAACUGAAAAUCUCAAAAAACGCGGAGAAGAUGGGCUUCAUGGAAUUGUGAGCUGCACAGCUUGUGGACAACAGGUCAAUCAUUUUCAAAAAGAUUCCAUUUAUAGACACCCCUCACUGCAAGUCCUUAUUUGUAAGAAUUGCUUUAAGUAUUACAUGAGUGAUGAUAUUAGCCGCGACUCAGAUGGAAUGGAUGAACAAUGUAGAUGGUGUGCAGAAGGUGGGAACUUGAUUUGUUGCGACUUUUGCCAUAAUGCCUUUUGUAAGAAAUGCAUUCUGCGCAACCUUGGUCGAAAGGAGCUAUCUACAAUAAUGGAUGAAAACAACCAAUGGUAUUGCUACAUUUGUCACCCAGAACCUUUGUUGGACUUGGUCACUGCAUGUAACAGCGUGUUUGAAAAUUUAGAACAAUUGUUGCAACAAAAUAAGAAGAAAAUAAAAAUUGACAGUGAAAAGAGUAGUAAAGUAUGUGACCCCGCACCCAGAUUUUCCCCAAAGAAGAAUAGUUCAAAUUGUAAUGGAGAAGAAAAGAAAUUCGAUGAUUCAUGUUCUGGUUCUAUAACCUAUUCAUAUUCAGCACUAACUGUGCCCAAAGAGAUGAUUAAGAAGACAAAAAAACUAAUUGAGACCACAGCCAACAUGAACUCCAGUUAUGUUAAGUUUUUGAAGCAGGCAACAGAUAAUUCAGAAAUAAGUUGUUCUGUGAAGUUACGUCAACUUAAAGCUUUUAAAUCUGUGCUGGUUGAUAUCAAGAAGGCUCAUCUUGCAUUGGAAGAAGAUUUGAAUUCUGAGAUUCGAGCUUUGGAUGUUGUAAACAAUGAGAAAAAUACCAAAGAACAGAAAGUUGUAGAUUUAAAGCCUGAAGUGAAAGUACGGAAAGGAGAAAAACCUUGUGCUUUGGAAAGAAAGGAUAUUUCAAAGUCAGAAGCUAAAUUAUCAAGAAAACAGAUAGAAAGUGAGCACAUGGAUCAGAGUGUUCCACCAGAGGAACAAAGAGCAAAUAAAAGUACUAGUGGUGAAUCUAAGAAAUCUGACAGGAAAGAAGAGCCUCAGUAUGAACCUGCUAACACUUCUGAAGACUUAGACAUGGAUAUUGUGUCUGUUCCUUCAUCAGUUCCAGAAGAUAUUUUUGAGAAUCUUGAGACUGCUAUGGAAGUUCAGUGUUCAGCUGAUUGUCAGGGGGAUAGUAAUAGUACAGCUGAGCAAGAACUUGAGAAUUCAUCUGUGAAAUUAAAUACUCCUUCAAAAGAUAACAGAGGAGGUAUUAAGUCCAAAACUACAGCUAAAAUGACAAGAGAAUUGUAUGUCAAACUUACUCCUGUUUCCCUUUCUAACUCCCCAGUUAAAGGUGCAGAUUGUCAGGAAGUUCCACAAGAUAAAGUUGGCUCUAAAAGUUCUACCAAAUCAGACAAAUGUGGACUUGGAGAGGAAAACAUUGAUAACGAGCAUUUGGUUGAAAAUGAAGUUCCAUUACCUUUAGAAGAAUCUGAUCUUCGAAGAUCGCCUCGAGUAAAGACUACACCCUUGAGGCGACAGACAGAAACUAAAACUGUAACAUCUAAUUCAGAUGAAGAAAGUAAUGAAACAGUGAAGGAAAAACAAAAACUAUCAGUUCCAAUGAGAAAAACUGAUAAGCGAAAUUCUUCUGACUGUGCUAUAGAUAGUCCUAAACCUAAUAAAUUGCCUAAAUCUAAGCAGUCAGAAAUUGGAGAUCAAAAUUCAGAUUCUGAUGAAAUGUUAGCAAUCCUCAAAGAGGUAAGCAGGAUGAGUCACAGUUCUUCUUCAGAUACGGAUAUUAAUGAAACUCAUAAUCAUAAGACCUGUGAUUUAAAGACUCAACAAGGAAAAGAUGAUAAAGGAAAAAGGAAACGAAAAAGUUCUACUUCUGGCUCAGAUUUUGAUAUUAAAAAAGGUAGAUCGGCUAAAAGCUCUAUAAUUUCCAAAAAGAAACGUCAAAACCAGUCUGAGUCUUCUAAUUAUGACUCAGAAUUAGAAAAAGAGAUAAAAAACAUGAGUAAAAUCGCGGCUACCAGAACAACCAAAAAAAGAGUUUCAAAUAAAAAAGAUUGUGAUUCUUCUGAAGAUGAAAAACAUAGUAAAAAGGAAAUGGAUAAUCAAGGGCAGAAAAGUUUGAAGACUGUGCAGGAAGGAUCAUCUGAUGAUGUUGAAAGGAAACUAGAGAGUGAAAGUUUCUCUUUGGUAGAUAGAGAUAAGACCAUUGUGGAAUUAAGAGACCAAUUUUCUAAGAAGCACCAGCCAAAUAUUUUCCCUGAUGGUGCUGAUAAGUCUUCUUCUGGAAAAGAGGAGAGUUUAAAUUCUCCAGAAGAUAAAAAAGUUGCUGACACUAAAGAUAAGAGCAAGCAUCUAAAAACUAAAACAUGUAAAAAAGUACAGAGUGGUUUAUUUGAUGUCACUGAGAAACUUCCAAAGAAAGAACAGAGUGAUGAAUCUUCUGAAGACGAUAAAAACAAGAGCAAAAAAGGAUCUGACGAAAAAGAAAAGAAAACUGUACACUCAAAAAAAGUGAUUAAAAUAGAACAACAGGAUGAAUCGUCCUCUGAUGGCACUGAGAAAUUACCUGAGGGAGAAGAAAUUUCUCAUUUUCCUGAAGGCAUAAAACAGAGUAAGAAUGAUUCAACGGAUGGGGAAAAGAGAGGUAAAAAACUAAAAGAUAAACUGUCUAAAAAGAAGGAGGAAUCAUCUGAUAAUAUUGGGAAGUUGCCAGGGAAAGGAGACAGUUGUGACUCUUCAGAAGAGAAAAAGAGUAAGACUAGAACAUCUAGUAGAGAGAAGAAAAGGAGCAGCUUGCCUGAGAAGAGUUCAAGGAAGGGACAAGAUUGCUCAUCCUCUGAUACUGAGAAACUCUCCGUGAAAGAUGGUUGUAACUCUUCUGAUCGGAGACUGAAAAGAAUAGAAUUGAGGGAAAGAAGAAGUUUAAAUUCAAAGAGAAAUGCCAAGGACAUACAAAGUGGCUCAUCAUCGUCUGAUGCUGAGGAAAGUUCUGAAGAUAAUAAAAAGCGGAAGAAACAAAGAAGUUCAGCAAAAAAGAAGUCAGUCAUUGUAAAGCAGAAAAAGAGAAACUCUUUGAGAACAAGCACUAAAAGGAAACAAGCAGACAUUACUUCUUCCUCUUCUGAUAUAGGAGAUGAUGAUCAGAAUUCUGUAGGCGAGGGGAGCAGUGAUGAACAGAAAAUUAAGCCUGUGACUGAAAAUUUAGUGCUGUCUUCGCACAGUGGAUUUUGCCAAUCUUCAGGAGAUGAAGCCUUAUCUAAAUCAGUGCCUGUCACUGUGGAUGAUGAUGAUGACGAUGAUGACGAUGAUGAUGAUGACGAUGAUGAUGACGACAAUGAUCCUGAGAAUAGAAUUGCCAAGAAGAUGCUUUUAGAAGAGAUUAAAGCAAAUCUUUCCUCUGAUGAAGAUGGAUCUUCAGAUGAUGAAUCAGAAGAAGGGAAAAAAAGAGCUGGAAAACAAAAUGAAGAGAACGCAGGAGAUGAGGAAGGAAAAAAUCAAGUCAAUUCUGAAUCAGAUUCAGAUUCCGAAGAGUCUAAGAAACCAAGAUACAGACAUAGGCUCUUAAGGCACAAACUAUCUGUGAGUGAUGGAGAAUCUGGAGAAGAAAAAAGGACAAAGCCUAAAGAACAUAAAGACGUCAAAGGCAGAAAUAGAAGGAAGGUGAGCAGUGAAGAUUCAGAAGACACUGAUUUUCAGGAAUCAGCAGUUAGUGAAGAAGUUAGUGAUUCUGAAGAUGAACAGCGACCCCGAACAAGGUCUGCAAAGAAAGCAGAAUUAGAAGAAAAUCAACGGAGUUAUAAACAGAAGAAAAAAAGGCGACGCAUUAAGGUUCAGGAAGAUUCAUCUAGUGAAAACAAGAGCAAUUCUGAAGAAGACAAAGAGGAGGAAGAGGAGGAGGAGGAGGAGGAAGAGGAAGAUGAAAACGAUGAUUCUAAGUCUCCUGGAAAAGGCAGAAAGAAAAUUCGUAAGAUUCUUAAAGAUGAUAAACUAAGAACAGAAACACAAAAUGCUCUUAAAGAAGAGGAGGAGAGGCGAAAACGAAUUGCUGAGAGGGAGCGUGAGCGAGACAAAUUGAGAGAGGUCAUCGAAAUUGAAGAUGCUUCACCUACCAAGUGUCCGAUAACAACCAAAUUGGUUUUGGAUGAAGAUGAAGAAACUAAAGAACCUUUAGUGCAGGUUCAUAGAAAUAUGGUUAUCAAAUUAAAACCGCAUCAAGUAGAUGGUGUUCAGUUUAUGUGGGAUUGCUGCUGUGAAUCUGUGAAGAAAACAAAAAAAUCUCCGGGUUCAGGAUGUAUUCUUGCCCACUGCAUGGGUCUUGGUAAGACUUUACAGGUGGUAAGUUUUCUUCAUACAGUUCUUUUGUGUGACAAAUUGGACUUCAGUACUGCUUUAGUGGUUUGUCCUCUUAAUACUGCUUUGAAUUGGAUGAAUGAAUUUGAGAAGUGGCAAGAGGGAUUAAGAGAUGAUGAGAAGCUUGAGGUCUCCGAACUAGCAACUGUGAAACGUCCUCAAGAGAGAAGCUACAUGCUGCAGAGGUGGCAAGAAGAUGGUGGUGUUAUGAUCAUAGGGUAUGAGAUGUAUCGAAAUCUUGCUCAAGGAAGGAAUGUGAAGAGUCGAAAACUUAAAGAAAUAUUUAAUAAAGCUUUAGUUGAUCCAGGCCCUGAUUUUGUUGUUUGUGAUGAAGGCCAUAUUCUAAAAAAUGAAGCAUCUGCUGUUUCAAAAGCGAUGAAUUCUAUCCGAUCAAGGAGGAGGAUUAUUUUAACAGGAACACCGCUUCAAAAUAACCUAAUUGAGUAUCAUUGCAUGGUUAACUUUAUCAAGGAAAAUUUGCUGGGAUCCAUUAAGGAAUUCAGGAACAGAUUUAUAAAUCCAAUCCAAAAUGGUCAGUGUGCCGAUUCUACCAUGGUAGAUGUCAGAGUGAUGAAAAAACGUGCCCACAUUCUCUAUGAGAUGUUAGCUGGAUGUGUUCAGAGGAAAGAUUAUACAGCAUUAACAAAGUUCUUGCCUCCAAAACAUGAGUAUGUCUUAGCUGUGAGAAUGACUUCUAUACAGUGCAAGCUAUAUCAGUACUACUUAGAUCACUUAACAGGAGUAGGUAAUAGCAAUGAAGGUGGAAGAGGAAAGGCAGGUGCAAAACUUUUCCAAGAUUUUCAGAUGUUAAGUAGAAUCUGGACUCAUCCUUGGUGUUUACAAUUGGACUACAUUAGCAAAGAAAAUAAGGGAUAUUUUGAUGAAGAUAGUAUGGACGAAUUUAUAGCUUCAGAUUCUGAUGAAACCUCCAUGAGUUUAAGCUCCGAUGAUUAUACAAAAAAGAAAAAAACAAAGGGAAAAAAGGGCAAAAAGGAUAGCAGCUCAAGUGGAAGUGGCAGCGACAAUGAUGUUGAAGUGAUCAAAGUUUGGAAUUCAAGAUCUCGUGGAGGUGGUGAAGGAAAUGUGGAUGAAGCAGGAAAUAACCCUUCAGUUUCCUUAAAGCUGGAAGAAAGCAAAGCCAUUUCGUCUUCUAAUCCAAGCAGCCCAGCUCCAGACUGGUACAAAGAUUUUGUUACAGAUGCUGAUGCUGAAGUUUUAGAGCAUUCUGGGAAAAUGGUACUUCUCUUUGAAAUUCUUCGAAUGGCAGAAGAAAUUGGGGAUAAAGUUCUUGUUUUUAGCCAAUCCCUCAUAUCCCUGGACUUGAUUGAAGAUUUUCUAGAAUUGGCCAGUAGGGAAAAAACAGAAGAUAAAGAUAAACCUCUUAUUUAUAAAGGUGAAGGGAAGUGGCUCCGAAACAUUGACUAUUACCGUUUAGAUGGUUCUACUACUGCGCAGUCAAGGAAGAAGUGGGCUGAAGAAUUUAAUGAUGAAACUAAUGUGAGAGGGCGAUUGUUUAUCAUUUCCACCAAAGCAGGAUCUCUUGGAAUUAAUCUGGUAGCUGCUAACCGAGUAAUUAUAUUUGAUGCUUCUUGGAAUCCAUCUUACGACAUCCAGAGUAUAUUCAGAGUUUAUCGCUUUGGACAAACUAAACCUGUUUAUGUGUAUAGGUUCUUAGCUCAGGGAACCAUGGAAGAUAAAAUUUAUGAUCGGCAAGUAACUAAGCAGUCACUGUCAUUUCGAGUUGUUGAUCAACAGCAGGUUGAGCGUCAUUUUACUAUGAAUGAGCUUACUGAACUUUAUACUUUUGAGCCAGACUUACUAGAUGAUCCUAACUCAGAAAAGAAGAAGAAGCGGGAUACUCCCAUGCUGCCAAAGGAUACUAUACUUGCAGAACUUCUUCAGAUACAUAAAGAACACAUUGUAGGAUAUCAUGAACAUGAUUCUCUUUUGGACCACAAAGAAGAAGAAGAGUUAACUGAAGAAGAAAGAAAAGCAGCUUGGGCAGAAUAUGAAGCAGAAAAGAAGGGACUGACCAUGCGUUUCAACAUACCAACUGGGACCAAUUUACCCCCUGUCACUUUCAACUCUCAAACUCCUUAUAUUCCUUUCAAUUUGGGAGCCCUGUCAGCAAUGAGUAAUCAACAGCUGGAGGACCUCAUUAAUCAAGGAAGAGAAAAAGUUGUGGAAGCAACAAAUAGUGUGACAGCAGUGAGGAUUCAGCCUCUUGAAGAUAUAAUUUCAGCUGUAUGGAAGGAAAACAUGAAUCUCUCAGAGGCCCAAGUACAAGCGUUAGCAUUAAGUAGACAAGCCAGUCAGGAACUUGAUGUUAAACGCAGAGAAGCAAUCUACAAUGAUGUACUGACAAAACAACAGAUGUUAAUCAGCUGUGUUCAGAGAAUACUUAUGAACAGAAGGCUCCAGCAGCAGUACAAUCAGCAGCAACAGCAACAAAUGACUUACCAACAAGCGACACUGGGUCACCUCAUGAUGCCAAAGCCUCCAAAUUUAAUCAUGAAUCCUUCUAACUACCAGCAGAUUGAUAUGAGAGGAAUGUAUCAGUCAGUGGCGGGCGGUCUGCAGCCACCACCAUUACAGCGUGCACCACCCCCAAUGAGAAGCAAAAAUCCAGGACCUUCCCAAGGGAAAUCGAUGUGAUUUUGCACUAAAAGCUUAAAGGAUUGUUAAAAUCAUAGAAAGAUCUUUUAUUUUUUUAGGAAUCAAUGACUUAACAGAACUCAACUGUAUAAAUAGUUUGGUCCCCUUUAAAUGCCAAUCUUCCAUAUUAGUUUUAAAUUUUUUUAAAAUAGGGCAUACCAUUUCUCCCUGACAUUUGUCAGUGAUGUUGCCUAGAAUCUUCUUGCACACAUUGGGUACAGAAGAUAUUUCAAAUUGUUUUCAGUGAAAACAAGUCCUUCCAUAACAGUAACAGCUCAGAUUUCCUCUCUAAAUUUUUACGCCUGCUUUUAGCAAACAUAAAAUUGUCAUAAAAUUAAUGAAUUUAGGAAAGAAUAAAGAUUUAUAUAUCCAUUCUUUACAUAUAAAAAUACACAGCUGAGUUCUUAGAGUUGAUUCCUCAAUUUAUGAAAUACUUUUGUACUUAAUCCAUUUCUUGAUUAGAGUGAUUGACACAGUCUUAAUGUUCUUUUGACUGAAGUCUGAAACUGGACUGCUAUAUUGUCUCUUAUGAUUGAAAGUCAGAAACUAAGGGUUAUCUUUGACACAGAAUUGUGUGCAAUAUUCUUAAAUACUACUGCUCUAAAGUUGGAGGAGUCUUGCAGUUAUCUUAGCAUUGUAUAAACAGCCUUAAGUACAGCCUAAGAAGAGAAUUCCAUUUUCUUCUUUAGUCUGCCAUUUUUUAUUUUCAGUUAUACGUGCUGAAAUAAUUACUGGUGAAAUUUCAGGGCUGUGGAUUAUCUUUUCUCUCUCCUGGCACUAAUAUAAAGCACAUCUUUUAACUGCAUGGUGCCGGUUGCUAGUGCUUCAUCCUGUUGCUGGCAGUGGGAUGUGGACUAAGAAAAUCAAGUUCUAGCAUUUUAGGAGGUUCAUGUUGAAGUUGUUAGGUUCACACCCUGUUUUAUAAACAACAUCAAAAUGGCAGAACUGUUGCUGACUUUAAGUUCACAUGAGGAAUGUGCUUUAACAAUUCCCAGUACUGUCAGUAUUGUGAAAUAAUUCCUCUUAAAGAUAAGGAUCACUGGCUUCUUUUUUCUCAUUACCAUGUUCUUUCCCCAUUUCCUUAUGUUUUUCUUUGAUUGAUUUAAAGUUUGAUUCCCCCCCCCCCAGUUUAGAUCUGAGGCAAUUUUAUGAUCCAAAUUACUUUAUCUAACACCCUUUUCUGAGGUUUUACUAAAAAUCAUUACAUUUCUUUUUCAUAAUCCAGGUGUGUAAAAAUGGACUAUAAUUUUGUGUUCAAUUUGGUUGCUUGAGUUUCUUAAAUAAAAAGGUUGUUUUUGACUAUGGGAGUCAACAUGGUAAAACCAUUUUUGAGAUGGUGAUGUAAUAGUAGCAAAGCUAAAGAAUUCCUGUAAAAAGAAAGCUGGGUGGAGGAUUUACUCUAGGUAUCACUGGAUUAGAAUGAAUUUAGCAUUAGCUAGAACUGUUUUGAGUUUUUUGGAUAAUAAAGAGAUUUCCAUUUUUAUCUUGGAAGAACUAGUGGUAAAAUAUCCAAGAACACUAGGUUUAUGAUACAUAAUUUAUGAGGUUGGUGGGUCCACCCCCCACUUUCCCGUGGUAAAAUAUCACUAACAAAUUCCAUAUAUUUGGAGACUAUGCCAGCCAUAUAAUCAGAUUUAUUUAAUUGGGGUGGGAGGCAGACGUGUUUACUUUAGAAAAAAUGAAAAAGACAAGAUUUAUAAGAUAAGUAUUCGAAAGCAGUACACUCUGGCCAACUGUUAUCAAUUGGUAUUUCUGCAAGUCCAGAAUACUCUAAACCUGAUUUACUAGACCUGGGAAUUUUCAACAUGGUCUCUAAUCACUAAUUCAGAGACGUAGAUGUAAAAACAUUAGGCAACCUUUUUCACCUUGGAUGAAGGUAUGACUUAAAAGAUAAUAUACAUAGAAAGAUGAAUAGGAAAUCAGAGUUUGAAAUAAAACUUGGACCACUUUGCAUACACUCUUCUCACUUGACAUUUUAGCUACAUAAUAUGUACUUUGAGUAUAGUAUGAAAUUUUAACAAAUAUUGAAAGACAAAAAUCAAAUCAGUAAAAUACUAAAAAGCUCAUUUUUAUAUUUGUUUUAGAUGUUUUAAAUAGUUGCAAUGGCUUAAAAAUGACCAUUUAAAAUGUUGCUUGUAAUACAGUUUUGCCUGCUAAAUUCUCCACUUUUUGUAACCUGUUUUAUUUCUUUGGGUGUAAAGCGUUUUUGCUUAGUAUUGUGAUCUUGUAUAUGUUUUGUCCCAGUUGUAUAGUAAUGUUUCAGUCCAUCAUCCAGCUUUGGCUGCUGAAAUCAUACAGCUGUGAAGACUUGCCUUUGUUUCUGUUAGACUGCUUUUCAGUUCUGUAUUUAGUAUCUUAAGUACUGUAGAAAAGAUGUCACUUCUUCCUUUAAGGCUGUUUUGUAAUAUAUAUAAGGACUGGAAUUGUGUUUUUAAAGAAAAGCAUUCAAGUAUGACAAUAUACUAUCUGUGUUUUCACCAUUCAAAGUGCUGUUUAGUAGUUGAAACUUAAACUAUUUAAUGUCAUUUAAUAAAGUGACCAAAAUGUGUUGUGCUCUUUAUUGCAUUUUCACAGCUUUGAAAAUCUGUGCACAUAUUGUUUCAUAGAAAAAUGUAUAGCUUUUGAUGUCCUAUGAAAUGGUGGUUCUUUUUCACAUUUAGUUAUUUAAUAUUGGGAGGUGAGGAAGUUUGAUUUUUGAAUCUGUUGUAUACUCAAUUCUGUAAAAGGAGAUCUCUAACCUCAAAAAGAAUUUAAGUACCAGGAAGUCUGUGUGUUUGUGUUCGUUUUGGUUGUCUGUGUGCAAUUCAGCACCAUUUCCUGCUUCCUCACAGCUGUAUUCAAGUCAGACAGAGCUACCAUCUCAUACUUGAUACAAAAACUGCUUACCAUUAGAAGCCAUAGCAGCUACAGGAAAAACAUAAUGUCUGGCCUCCAAAAAAGCUGAAUAUUAUGUAAACUUCUUUUAAUUAUGCCCUUUUUCCCUCUUUCCUCAUAAAGGUUCUUAUUUAUGUGCUCCAAGCAAAACUUUAGAAAUAAUUUCUUCUCUGUCUCAAUAAUCGUUGUUUCUCUUGAGGAUAUCAUGUAGAUAUUUACUCUUACAAUAAAAUUGGUCAAUCAUU
Messenger RNA from Chinchilla lanigera (long-tailed chinchilla), 10862 nucleotides. RefSeq names its product alpha thalassemia/mental retardation syndrome X-linked (gene Atrx). Bases 391 to 7743 code for a protein of 2450 amino acids. The transcript has 36 exons. The record is from RefSeq and is a predicted model, not a curated record. NCBI's taxonomy places the organism in Eukaryota, Metazoa, Chordata, Mammalia, Rodentia, Chinchillidae. Gene Ontology annotation, molecular function: ATP binding; ATP-dependent chromatin remodeler activity.